AUGUCAUCGUCUAAUCAAUAAUUUUUUAAGUUAAAAAAUUCCACUUAUUAUUACUUGAGAUAAACAGACGGCACAUUAUCUGAGCAAGGUGUAAGCAAGAUUGAUAUUCACUAGCAAUUUACAAAUAAAAGUAGGUAUAUUUAAUGCAGGCAAAAUUAUAUUUAAAACAGUCUUUCAUAAUUCAUAUAUGAAAAUAUAAUUAUACUUACUUUUUCCAAUAGCUUCAAGUAAGAUUGCACCCUCAAAAGAUUAUCACUCAAUACAUUUAUGAAAAAGGAAAUAAGAAUUUUUAAAAUAAUUAAAAAAAACUACUUUAAGCGGAUACAGAAAAUUAGCAAGUUUAAAAAAUACAAACAUAACAAACACAAUUUUAAUGGGAACCUAAUUUACAAGUAGAAUAUUUCACUCCUUUCCAUAUACUAAAGAGCUCUAAACUUAUGGGUCUAAGGGAAAUUAAAUACUAGUUAUCAGAUGUAAUUUAAAUUAUGUGAUCACAAAUUUAUGGAGUGAA
Paramecium octaurelia is the source of this 511-nucleotide messenger RNA. The record is from the annotation of a GenBank genome assembly. Lineage: Eukaryota; Ciliophora; Oligohymenophorea; Peniculida; Parameciidae.